AUGAGGUCUCUCAUUCCCUUGCUGGCUUCUUUAGCCGCCGCUAAUUAUAAUUCUACCAGCCAUGCGGACUAUGAGUACAUCGUCGUUGGCUCGGGUCCUGGCGGUGGACCACUCGCAGCAAAUUUGGCAAGACGAGGCCAUAAGGUUCUCUUGAUAGAGGCUGGUGAUGACCAGGGAACAAACCCGAACGAGACAGUGCCUGCCUUUGCGACGAGAUCAUCAGAAGAUGACACCAUGAGUUGGGGCUUCUUCGUCGAACACUACUCUGACCCCGAAGAAGCUGCCAAGGAUCCUAAAAUGGCUUGGGACACGCCCAACGGAACGUUGUAUGUUGGGCUCGACCCGCCCGCCGGGUCCGCUCAGAAGGGUAUAUUCUACCCCCGCGCUGGUACGCUUGGAGGUUGUGGAUCCCACAAUGCACUGAUCGCGAUUCUCCCUCACGAUUCGGAUUGGAACGACAUUGCGAAGAUCACGAAGGAUAAAUCGUGGUCGGCCAAGAACAUGCAGAAGUACUUCGAACGCCUCGAGCGUUGCCGUUACCUUCCCGAGGGGACUCCGGGUCAUGGAUUCCACGGCUGGUUGGAGAUUGAGCUUCCCGACCCCGUGUGGGAAACUUCCAACGAGGCUAUGAUGAAACCAGUCCUCAACUUCACCGGUCAAAAAGGCUUCAAUCAUGACAUCAAUGCCCCGAAAGCACAGAACAAGAAUCAACUUUUUGACCUGCCCUUGAUCAUGAACAAGAAAGGGCGCCGAAAUGGACCUCGAAGCUUUGUCGUUGCUACUGCCAACGCAAGAAAUCGCAACGGGAGCAAGAAAUAUCCGCUCUACGUAAGAACUCAAUCUUUUGUCACAAAGGUCCUGUUCGAUGAAACUCGCAGCAGCCACAGAAAGCCCAAGGCCGUUGGUGUGGAAUAUGUAGAGGGGCAAGGCCUGUAUAAGGCUGACCCUCGUGCAGCAACCGGCAACACAAGUCCAAGCGCAGCCAAAAGCGUUUAUGCGUCUCGGGAGAUCAUCAUUGCAGGCGGCGCUUUCAACACCCCUCAGAUAUUAAAGCUUAGCGGGAUUGGGCCCAAGGAAGAGUUGCAGCAAUUCGAUAUACCCGUGCGGGUCGAUCUCCCUGGAGUUGGCACCAAUUUGCAGGAUAACUACGAGUACUCCAUCGUGGCGCAGAGCAAGGAAGUAGUUUCGCUCUUUGCAAAUAGUACUGUUGAUGGUCGCGAUGUUUACUUUUCGCAGUGGGACAACGAGGGAUCUGGACCAUAUAAGGGUGAUGGUAUUGAGGCGGCCGUCUUGGCUAAAAGUAGCAUUUCGAAGACCGGGGAAGUCGACAUGUUUCUCUACGGAACUCCACUCCUGUUCACCGGCUUCUAUCCGGGUUAUUCUACGAAGGGUUUCGGUACCUUCCACGAGUACACCUGGGUCGUUCUCAAGUUCCGCCAAGAGGACAAAUCAGGCACGGUAACAUUGAGGUCGAGCAACCCCUUCGACGUGCCCAAGAUCAGCUACGAGUUCUACGCUACCCCAGACAAGAACCCAAAGAACGACGGAGAGCACGACUUGAAUGUCAUGGUGGAGGGCGUUCGCCUCUCACGUCAGUUCCACGACGGCGUAGCUGCACCCUCCGGUCCGCUCAACGAGAUCAUUCCUGGCAGGCAGGUCCAGAGCGACGAGCAGCUGAAGGAGGAGAUCAAGCACAACUCAUUCUCCCACCACGCAUCGGCGUCUUGCCCCAUAGGCUCCGAAGACGAUCCUAUGGCCUGCCUCGACUCGCGCUUUCGCGUCAGGGGCGUCGACUCACUUCGCGUCGUCGAUGCUUCGGUGUUUCCGCAAGUCCCUGGCACCUUUCCCCAACUACCUGUCUACAUGAUUAGCGAGAAGGCCUGCGAUGUAUUGUUAGAAGAUGCCGGCUUCAAGCCUAGAACAGUCAACUUCGACGACGCGACCUUGGAAAGCCUUUCUGAAGAUGAAAUACUCAUUGACGACUUCGCGUAG
This is a messenger RNA of Truncatella angustata, 1992 nucleotides long. RefSeq names its product GMC oxidoreductase. Gene Ontology annotation, molecular function: flavin adenine dinucleotide binding; oxidoreductase activity, acting on CH-OH group of donors. The record is from RefSeq and is a predicted model, not a curated record. Lineage: Eukaryota; Fungi; Ascomycota; Sordariomycetes; Amphisphaeriales; Sporocadaceae. The transcript is spliced from 2 exons. Bases 1 to 1992 code for a protein of 663 amino acids.